CUGCAAUGUUUGUGGGUUAGAUGAGAAACAAGCGCUGAGUGAAACAGAGAAGGGGGGCGGCUGGUGUGAUUUGUUUGGUGUUCAGAGCCAAUAGAAAUCCCAGACUGUGAUAAUAUCCCCAUGCAGCGCCGAGAGGAGUCAGAGCUAAGUCUCCGGGCUCCUUUCACAUCUGCAGGCGCAGCCAGCCAGGGACCGAGCGGCGCGGGGCGCGCUCUCGCCUUUUCUGCACGCUCAGCCGGCGCGCGUCUCUUAUGGGCAUCGGCUGGAGUCCGGCUGCGAUCGAACUGCAAGCGGCAGCGGGAGAUCAAACUUAGAUCCCGCUGUGGACUGUAUAACUCAGAGAAAGGAGAGGGAGAGGCAAAGGGAGAAAGGACCCGAGGAGGAGGCUUCUAUCACGUCAUUGCAGGAUGUUCUGGAAGCUUUCCCUGUCCUUGUGCCUGGUGGCGGUGCUGGUGAAGGUGGCGGAAGCCCGGAAGAACCGGCCGGCGGGCGCCAUCCCCUCGCCUUACAAGGACGGCAGCAGCAACAACUCGGAGAGAUGGCAGCACCAGAUCAAGGAGGUGCUGGCCUCCAGCCAGGAGGCCCUGGUGGUCACCGAGCGCAAGUACCUCAAGAGUGACUGGUGCAAGACGCAGCCGCUGCGGCAGCUGCGGCAGACCGUGAGCGAGGAGGGCUGCCGCAGCCGCACCAUCCUCAACCGCUUCUGCUACGGCCAGUGCAACUCCUUCUACAUCCCGCGGCACGUGAAGAAGGAGGAGGAGUCCUUCCAGUCCUGCGCCUUCUGCAAGCCCCAGCGCGUCACUUCCGUCCUCGUGGAGCUCGAAUGCCCCGGGCUGGACCCACCCUUCCGACUCAAAAAAAUCCAGAAGGUGAAGCAGUGCAGGUGCAUGUCGGUGAACCUGAGUGAUUCAGACAAGCAGUGAGGGUCCGGGGCAGGACGCAGCUCAGCACUGCACGCCCCGGCCGCUGGGUCGCGCCGCUGCCGCCUCUGUCCCUGUCCUCCGAGCUCACUCACACGCUGCCUGGUGUCCCCCCUCCGCAGCAAGCCCGUCUCUUGGGGCUGACAGUGUCUUUGAUACAAACGUGGACCACGAGUGGAGCUUUGCUGACGUGCUCCUGACCGACCGGGGCCCCAUCUGUGCCCCCCAAACCAGGUGUGGAUCGGGACCGAAGGAAGGUGCUGGAAAACUACUACCCACCACUCAGCAGUCGGAGAGGACCUUUCAGGUGAUGCACUGUAAAUCCGGCACUGAUGUUUCCACCGUGUGGAAGAGAGUAUUUCCCUGGCCUCACCCACACUCCGGCUUGCCUCCUUUCAGAGUGAAGUGAAGGAUGCGUCCGUCUUUCCAGCAACCCUUCCAGCUCCUGCUGUCCCUGGACUCUGGCAGGGAGCGUCCGUUCUUGUGACUGAACCGUUGUCCUCGGCCACUGCUGUGAUGUGGAUGUGGCCAAUGUUCAAGAAGAUGUUCACGGAGGGAGGUCUCCUAACAAACCUGACACCAAGGAGACAACUCGAGCCACUUAGAACCUGAAGUGGGCUUCCCUGGGGACCUCGCUUCAGUUCCAGCCACCGCCACCUCUUCCCCUUCACUCCCCCCAGCCCCGUUUGAGGACUAAAAAAGAACUUUGGUGUGCGUGCUAUUAUCGCGGCAGUUAGAAUAUUAUCACACACAAGGCCUCUAUAUUAACGUUGGUUUUGUAAUGACCUAUAUUGUAAGCAGCAGUUAAAAAGUAUUAUAGAUCUAUCCAUGUAUUGUUUCACGUGUUCUGACCCUGGCCUUGCAACGCCGUGCUGAGUAAGGAGGGAAGGCAGAUAACAACCUGCCUAAAAGGUGUGGUGCUCGGAAAUAAUGCUGGGUCAGCAGUUCACUGUCAUGCACCUAUUUUAGAGCCGGCAGGGGAUGGGAGGAGUCCUGAUUUUACAUUGAAUGGUAUUUCACUGAAGGUACUGAAUCAUCGCAGCACAAAGUACAAUAGAAAUGGCAUUAAGCGGGUGGGUGUAGGGAGGGGAAAUUCAGGGGACAUUGUUAACCAGAAACUCAAAAAGCCUGUGAUGUUUAAUAUGCAUGUAUGGAGUGGGACGAUAUGCUAUUUUCACUGCCGUAACACUAAGCAAAAAUUAUUUCCUGUUAAAAGAAAGAUAUUUAAAAUAUAAGGAGUUGGGUCACUUGGCGAUGGAGGAGGUAAUGGAUAAAAUGUAUCAACUCGUCAUCUAGUUCACUUACCCGGCAGAAAACAACUGGCUGCUUUUUCAAAGAGUGGACUUGAAAAAGGAUGAGCAAGCACAUUAGGUCACCUUUCAUGUUGGUCAGCAAUUGCUGAGCUUCAUGUUGUGGUCUCUUACUAUAGAAGUUGGCAUAAUUUAUUCUCCUGAAAAAAUUACACGUACAUUGGAUUCUUUGACUAAAUUGCUCCAAAAAGUCUUCCCUGUGAGUCGUGUUUAUAGAAUUAGACAAGUGUGAGUGAGAUGCUGUAGGUGGGAAUCAGCCUACUUCGAAAACCUUUCCCCGGUAAUCUCUGAGCACAUGCUCCUGGUAAGGGUUCGGUUCCCUAGCAUGUGCGAAAGACUCUGCAAGGUGUUCUGGGGAAUGAGGCUUUCCGACACCAGUGACCGUGAGUCUAGACCUACCUAGAGAGCGAGGAGUGUAGUGUGUGUGUCGGGCAGACUGCUUCCUGCCGCUGCACUGCAAAUGUCAUUGCUGUCAUCCUGUAACACCGUGAGAUCCGAACAGAGUCCUGCCGUAAAGGGGGUCUCGGCUUCAGAAACGGGUAUACACAUUCAAAGAAAGAAAAAGGAAUUCUUGAGUGUUGUAACUCAAGGAUGGAGUUAGCUGUAACUAGGGAUGGAGCAAAAAUGUGGAGAGGGUGUCCAGAACUGAUCAUUGCAUUUAGCAGAAAAACCUCAAGUCAGACUCCGUGGCAGAACACGCAGCAGAAGCUCUGUGAAGGAAGUCCACGUGAUUGCAGUGGAGGCUAAAGGAAGGGAAUAGGAGGUGAGUGGAGGAGUCUCCGACUCAAUGGCAAAGCCAUCCCCUAUCAUUUUAUGAACAGAACCCAGUCAGCGAGGGGCAGGACUAAGCUAAGAACUCACACAGUACAACCACGAGCACAGUUGGAACCCAGCUGCGGGGGUAGCAAUGAAAGCAAUAAAGUAUGCUGCAGCGUGACGCUCCUUCUGGGGAUUAUUGUAUGUACAAAGUUUACCUUAUAGGCUCGAAGUGUAUUUAAUUGUUUUGUUUUGUUUAUAAAUGAAGAAAAGCUAUAAGUAUAAUGUAAUUAUUUUAUAGGUAUACUAUUAAAUUAUAGAACAAAUAAAGAUACUCUAGGAUUA
Messenger RNA from Tupaia belangeri chinensis (Chinese tree shrew), 3331 nucleotides. RefSeq names its product gremlin 2, DAN family BMP antagonist (gene GREM2). Gene Ontology annotation, molecular function: receptor ligand activity; BMP binding. Gene Ontology annotation, biological process: animal organ morphogenesis. NCBI's taxonomy places the organism in Eukaryota, Metazoa, Chordata, Mammalia, Scandentia, Tupaiidae. The record is from RefSeq and is a predicted model, not a curated record.